Molecule: messenger RNA, 776 nt
Organism: Pyrus x bretschneideri (Chinese white pear)
Lineage: Eukaryota; Viridiplantae; Streptophyta; Magnoliopsida; Rosales; Rosaceae
Product: 60S ribosomal protein L22-3
Exons: 3
Coding region: 172-546 (124 amino acids)
Biological process (GO): cytoplasmic translation
Cellular component (GO): ribosome
Molecular function (GO): structural constituent of ribosome; RNA binding
Source: RefSeq, a predicted model, not a curated record
UAAAAACGGCCCGAUAGCGCGCGAAGGCUGAUAAACCCUAACUCAUUUCUCCUCCUUUAUAUUAUCACACUGGCGCCGCGAUCUUUAACCUUCUUGGUCGUCUUCUGUUAUCUCUCAUUUCCUAACGAACCCAUCACCCCCUUCUCUCUCGACUCCCGGAGAUAACCGACAAUGAGUAGAGGAACUGCAGCAGGUCCCAAGGGGAAAAGGAAGGGAGUGACUUUUACCAUUGAUUGUGGAAAGCCAGUGGAGGACAAGAUCAUGGACAUUGCUUCCCUUGAGAAGUUUCUUCAGGAGAGGAUUAAGGUUGGAGGUAAGGCUGGUGCACUUGGUGACACCGUCAGUGUGACCCGUGAGAAGAGCAAGAUCACUGUCACCUCUGACAGUAACUUCUCAAAGAGGUAUCUGAAGUACUUGACAAAGAAGUACCUAAAGAAACACAACGUGCGAGAUUGGCUUCGUGUGAUUGCUUCCAACAAGGAUAGAAAUGUCUACGAACUGAGGUACUUCAACAUUGCCGAGAACGAAGGGGAGGAGGAAGAUUAGGAUGCUGGGGCAUCUAAGCACCUUGUUCACUUAUUCAACUUUUUCGUGUGGUACUCUGUCAAAAUUAAUGCUGUUUUGAAAUUUUGUUUUUCUUUUCAGUUUGGUUGUUAUGAGAUAUUUGCUACUAGUGGAUGAGGAUACAGAUCUGGAUUUGUAGGAAGUUGAACUAGUUAUGUUUUGACAAAUUGCGCCGGGUGAUAUUCUCAAGUUCGCGUCACUGCUAUUGCUUC